CAGCUGCUGGACUAUUCCAAUCCCUGUCGGAGAGAAUACACGGGGACCGACAGUCCUUCUCUUCCUCCCCGUUUACCUCAUUGUGUUUAUUUUAUUACACCCUGCUUCUAUUUUACCUCUCUUUCACUCUUUUCCUAAGUGGAUAACUUGUCCUUCUCACUCCCUUGCUUUCUGCUACGUUUCACGGUUUUUAUAAGCUAUAUAGGUGUAUUUAUUUGUUUUUUAUUAGAAACGAUAUACAUUUAUAUCUUAGAUGUUCCUCAAAUGAGAAGACGCAAAUGAUGGAGUUGCAUAUUUUAGAACACAGCUUGAAAGUAGCGAGUAUAGCAAAAGAGGGCAUUCAGAUUUGCACUCACGGAUUAAUCAAACUCGCCUUCUUGCCCUCUAAAACAAGAUGCAAGUUUUUCAGUUUGACGGAAACUCCGGAGGAUUAUACCAUUAUCGUCGAUGAGGAGGGCUUCAAAGAACUGCCCGAGUCGGAGCACCUUAGUGUCGCCGAGGCCACGUGGUUGGCUCUCAACGUGGUGUCGGGGGGCGGGAGCGCCACCAACUCUCAACCAAUCGGAGUCACCAAAAUAGCCAAGUCUGUCAUUGCCCCCCUGGCAGACCACAACAUUUCUGUGUUUAUGCUGUCUACCUAUCAGACUGACUUUAUCUUGGUUCGAGAGCGGGACCUGCCCAUGGUCAUGCACACCCUGUCUUCUGAGUUCACCCUGCUGAGGGUGAUCAAUGGAGAGACCGUGGCCGCCAACAGCCUGGGAGUCACCAACGGCUUUGUCAAGCCUAAACUCGUGCCCCGUCCCAUCAUCCACCCUCUGUCCAGCCCCAGUAACAUGUUCUGUGUGACCAGCCUGGACCCAGACACACUGCCCUCAGUGGCCACCCUGCUCAUGGAUGUCAUGUUCUACUCAGGCGGCGUGAAGGAGCCCGGGGCGUCUAGCGAUGACUCUGGACACAUCCGUUUCUUCUCCUUCUCUCUGAUUGAGGGCUACAUCUCUCUGGUCAUGGACGAGCAGACCACAUCACGGUUUCCAAACAAUGUCCUCUUCACUAGUGCUUCAGGGGAGCUUUGGAAAAUGGUUCGCAUUGGAGGACAGCCUUUAGGAUUUGACGAGUGUGGUAUUGUGGCUCAAAUAUCGGAACCCCUGGCGACUGCUGACAUUCCAGCUUAUUACAUCAGUACCUUCAAGUUCGACCAUGCCCUGGUCCCAGAAGAAAACAUCCAGAGUGUGAUUGGAGCUUUGAGGACCAAUGAGAGCGCAGGACAGUGAAUGGGAGGUGGGAAGAGACAGUGGAACUAGCGAGCCCUGUGCCCUCACACCCACACGUUGAUUUAUCAUGUCAAAGUCAUUUUUUUUAAAGUGCCAAGAGCGUAUCAGUGGACUGCUGUGGGGGAUGGUUCUGGGAACAGGGUAAUGUAAAGCUUGGGUGGUGUAGAUGGGGUACAGGAGAGGGACGGUGUGUGUGUGUGUGUGUGUGUGUAGGGAUGCUUUUGUUCAGCGAUCAGCAACUUGCCCGUCCUAUUCUGAGACGUUGCCAACUAUGCAACCCUACCCACCACCUCACCCCCUUGACCAUCCACUCUUACCCGAAACAACAUCCACUUCUUUGGGGACCCAAAGCUAGAGUGACUGCGGUGGGGGGGUUUUCCCUCUCGCUCUCCUUUUACUUUCUCCUCUCCCUUCCCCUCACACCAUUUCACCAUGGCAACGCGGCCUACUAAGUUUGGGCCUAUCUCUUCGACACCAGCCCGGAAUGCUGCGACCCGGCCGUCACCUCCUUUUACUUUGGCACCCACGUGGCCCAUGACAGCCUAUACUGGUGCUUUAGUAUACCACACUUUCCUUCCUAACUUUGCAUUGUUUCUCGCAAGCUGCUCUUCCCAUAACAACCAUACUGUAUUAGUUACCAGUCCUCCCCAUAACAACCAUACUGUAUUAUUUACCAGUCCUCCCCAUAACAACCAUACUGUAUUAGUUACCAGUCCUCCCCAUAACAACCAUACUGUAUUAGUUACCAGUCCUCCCCAUAACAACCAUACUGUAUUAGUUACCAGUCCUCCCCAUAACAACCAUACUGUAUUAGUUACCAGUUCUUCCCUUAUGGAAAGAGAAUGUUCUCUACAAACAAUUAUCAAGAUUUCCAUUAUUCUUAUUAUUUAUUUUUCUCAGUGCCAAGACCAAUGCCUUGUCUAACGCUCAGUGUGUUUGCACUUGAAGGUGACAUUUCUGAGUUGUCGUUGGUAGUGACACGACAUAGUGUGGUUUUGUUUUUACAAGUUAUUGAAUAAGCUUUUAAUGUCAAGUCCUGAUGAAAUUCUCAUUAUGGAAACUCUUCUUAAAGUAAUCCAUUUCGGGGCUAGAGUUCUCAUUGAAAUGCCAUUUAGCUGAAGGCUAGUGAAUAGAUUGCAGGGACUGAGGCAAGAUGUAUGUCAAGGGUCCUAAACUCUGGUGACCUGGAAAGCAGAUCAGAUUUGUCAGAUGGGAAAAUUAAAGAUUCUGGUGUUGAGCAUAAAAUUACAUUUUACUGACAAUUCAGAGCCACUGUUAUGUAGAACAUAUCAUAUAAACAACAUUAUAGUGGGCUAUAUAUAAGCCAGUUUUCAUGUAGUAUCGGUCGUUUUGGGAGAAGUAGGUUAUCGUUUUGCAUCAAGUGCCACACCAUGCCUGCCACUAAACCAGCCCUUUACCACAAACUAGUAGAAUAAGGAUAAGUGGUGGGGGAAAUGUUGGUUGGGUUGUGGAUCAUUGAACCAGCCCUGCAACCCUGGUCAGUUUAGGCCUUCAGCUCCCCUCCCUCCUACCUCGCCCCCUGCCCCCCCUCACCCCAGUCUGCACUUUAAUAUAGGUCCAUCCUGCUGUACUGAUGUGAAAACGGGGAAGACUAUUUUACCCUUGAAGGAUUCUCUUGAGAAGGUGAGACUAUAUUGGUCUUAAUGCAUUGGUGUUUUUUUUUUUGUCCGCACCAAGAAAAAGCUUGCUUCAUCAGUUAGCUUUGAUUAGCAGAAACCAUGUAGCUAUUAAUCAGUGUUAAAAACAUAAAAGGGUGAUAUAAAAAAAUAUAUAAUAAUUGCUUUUGUUUUCAUGUUCUAGUGUGUUUGGUUUCUCAAGGCCUUUCAUCUGUACAGUUUUUUUUUUUUUGUCUGCAUUUCCAACAUUGGUCCACCAGACCCAUUGCAUAUUCAAAUUUCACCAUCUCACCAUUAUCCUAAUUUAGACUUAAUAUAAUGGAUUCUGAAAGGAACUUGCAGCUUUCACCAAUAAUGUGAUUUUUAUAUUCAAACCAUUGGUUGAUUUACAUUGUUUCAGUAUGUGAUGGGCUGGAAUGUAAACUCCUAUGCAUGUGGUCUUGGGGGACUGCUGUUGGAGCACUUGUAUUGCUAGAUGCUGUACUACACUCUCAAUUAUUGGCUUUUUAGUCCAGCAUUUUUUUGAUUCCUUGGCAGGGAUAGGUUUCCCACUUCAAUGCACCCAGUUUAUAAAGAAUCAAAAGUGAGAGAUUGAAGUGGUCAAACUGUGGGACAAAAUCAUUCCUAUUACUUACAAUGUACCUUGCUUUUCAAGAAUCAAUCAAUUUUAAGAAUGAAAUCAGCCAAGGCAGAUGUGAGUCUUAAAAGAACACUAUGUGAUGGAGACAAAUGCAACAGUGGAUUUUUACUUUGUCGCCCUAUAAACAGACAAGACGGGAUUCAAACAAACCACAAUGCGCCGACAUCGCACUGCACUUGAAAUCGGCGACGGCUUUAUCUAUCAUCUCCAUGCUGACGCAUUUGUUAGCUUUAGCUUCUAAGAUUUGUCUGCCAUUUUAAAAUGUUCUCGUUAAUCAUAAGGUGGGAGAAAAUAUUCGGUAGUCAUGAUCAACCGCACCCCUCACUACACUUGUCUUUUAAAGACAAUUUCCCUUAAAUCAAAUGCAGUGCGACCACUGCACGUUGCGGUUUGUUUGAAUCCUGGCCAAACACUUACAUUUUACCUCUUUGUUGAAGGCGUCUUGCAGUGCAAUAACAUUGUGGUCUGACAUUGGUAUUACAAAUAAAGCUUGUAUUCUAUA
This is a messenger RNA of Salvelinus fontinalis (brook trout), 4050 nucleotides long. RefSeq names its product cytosolic arginine sensor for mTORC1 subunit 2 (gene castor2). The transcript has 9 exons. The record is from RefSeq and is a predicted model, not a curated record. Gene Ontology annotation, cellular component: cytosol. Gene Ontology annotation, biological process: negative regulation of TORC1 signaling; cellular response to L-arginine. NCBI's taxonomy places the organism in Eukaryota, Metazoa, Chordata, Actinopteri, Salmoniformes, Salmonidae. Bases 279 to 1271 code for a protein of 330 amino acids.